AUGUCGCCAAUCAGACCACACCUGUUUGUUCUCAGGUCAAAUCGAAAAUGCCGAUCCUCGCCCACAACCACCAAGUGCCCUCCAACCCAUGUUCCUCCUUAUCCUCCCCCCUCCAAUAUACACGGAGGCUUGUUGUCGCGAUCUCGUGCUCUAUUCGUCUCUGCGGGGCGCAUAAAUGAUGAGCUGGGGGGCGUCCUCACGGGGAAGCUGCGCGGGGAGGGUCUCGUGCGCGCCAACCGUCAAGCUCUGGUGUAUCUUCUCGCCAUGCGCGCCUCCCACCCCAUGCGCCCGUCACACGCAUCUGCAUUGGCGCUUGCAGCAUUCGGCCCGUUGCGGCAAGGCCUGGGGCUGAACCGUUGUCGCCAGCUCACCAGCCAUGCCAUGCUGGCACUCGCUGACAGGGCAGCUGCCACGGCCGUGAUGGCAAGCAAGCACGUCUUCUCAUAA
Molecule: messenger RNA, 447 nt
Organism: Closterium sp. Naga37s-1
Lineage: Eukaryota; Viridiplantae; Streptophyta; Zygnematophyceae; Desmidiales; Closteriaceae
Source: the annotation of a GenBank genome assembly